CUGACGGACAGCUGGGUGGACCAAUCAUAGCAGCUCGUGUUCGUCACAUCCGGUUCCUGGGUCGUGGACUACUUCCGGCUGCAUCGUCCUCUGGAAAGCUCAACAAUGGGCAGUGUUUUGGCUGCCAGCUCCCCCAGCCCACCCCCGCCUCCAUCGGCUGCCGGCUCAGCCUCCCCCGGGGUGACGAUGCCACCGGGCUUCGGGAUGCCUCCGGUCCCGCCGGCCGCUCCUCCGACUGGGUCAGGAGCCGGAAAGGAGCAGCGGGCGGAGAACCUUCUGCCCAACCCUGGAGCGUUUGACGAGUGUCACCGGAAAUGUAAAGAGGUGUUCCCCAUGCAGAUGGAGGGAGUCCGCCUGGUGGUGAACAAAGGUCUGAGCAACCACUUCCAGGUGAAUCACUCGCUGCUGCUCAGCACCACCGGAGACUCCAGCUACCGGUUCGGAGCGACGUUCGUUGGGUCCAAACAGACCGGUCCUGCAGAGUUCUUCCCGGUCAUGGUGGGCGACAUGGACAACAGCGGCAGCCUGAACUCUCAGAUCAUCCAUCAGAUCAGCAGCAGGAUCCGCUCCAAAGUGGCCUUCCAGACGCAGCAGCAGAAGUUUGUGAACUGGCAGGGCGACGCCGAGUUCAGGGGAGAAGAUUUCACGGCGAUGGUGACGUUCGGGAACCCAGACGUCCUCGCCGGUUCUGGGAUCAUCAUCACCCACUACCUGCAGUCCAUAACGCCGUCCCUGGCUCUGGGCGGAGAGCUGGUUUACCACCGCAGGCCCGGGGAGGAGGGCUCCGUCCUCUCCUUGGUGGGCAGGUACACAGCCAGUGACUUCAUCGCCACGCUGACCCUCGGCUCGGCCGGAGCGCACGCCUCCUACUACCACAAGGCCAACGAGCAGCUGCAGGUCGGCGUGGAGUUCGAGGCCAGCUCGCGGAUGCAGGACACCAGCGCGUCGUUCGGCUACCAGCUGGACGUCCCCAAAGCUAAUCUCCAGUUCAAAGGUUCUGUCGACAGUAACUGGGUCGUGGGAGCGACGCUGGAGAAGAAGCUGCUCCCUCUUCCUCUGUCUCUGGUUCUCUGCGCCUUCCUGAACCACCAGAAGAACAAGUUCCAGUGCGGCUUCGGCAUCACCAUCGGUUAGCGCCACUGAGGGACAAACGGACUCUGACUCGCACGGCGCCGCGUCCUCUUGGUACCGCGGCGCCGUUGGCCGUCGUUAGCAGCUUAGAUCUCCUGAAUGAUUGCUGGGGUGAUCCAGAACGCGGUUCUUCAGGAACCCGGCGGAGCUUCAGACCUCCUGUUGUUUUGGCUGAAAACUUUAUCUCGUUACGGAGGAAAGAAAUCGUUUCCUUUACGUCUCUAAGUGUGCCGGCUGAUUGGAUCAGCUGUGCUGUUUGUUCUCAGUCUGUUCUGUUGCCUUUUUCUCUUGGUUCUGAUUAAACCCGUAUGGAUGAGCUGGAAUUCUUCAAAUACAGUUUCUUAUAAAACC
Molecule: messenger RNA, 1482 nt
Organism: Fundulus heteroclitus (mummichog)
Lineage: Eukaryota; Metazoa; Chordata; Actinopteri; Cyprinodontiformes; Fundulidae
Gene: tomm40l
Product: translocase of outer mitochondrial membrane 40 homolog, like
Exons: 10
Coding region: 106-1134 (342 amino acids)
Biological process (GO): protein import into mitochondrial matrix
Cellular component (GO): mitochondrial outer membrane; mitochondrial outer membrane translocase complex
Molecular function (GO): transmembrane protein transporter activity
Source: RefSeq, a predicted model, not a curated record